Molecule: messenger RNA, 1342 nt
Organism: Fopius arisanus
Lineage: Eukaryota; Metazoa; Arthropoda; Insecta; Hymenoptera; Braconidae
Product: ninjurin-1
Exons: 2
Coding region: 599-1303 (234 amino acids)
Biological process (GO): tissue regeneration; cell adhesion
Cellular component (GO): membrane
Source: RefSeq, a predicted model, not a curated record
ACAAAUGACAAUUCCCAUAAACAUGCGAUAAAAUUCUAAAAUAUUUUUUUGUGUAUGAAUCCAAUAUAUCGUAUUAUACAUAACAUCAAUGGUUAUCGCGUGCAUUUGAAAUCCAGAGUACAUUAUUUAUAUUUCCAACAUUGUCUCCGGUUGGAGGGCCAAAAAUAACAAUUUCCCAUUUAUGGAAAACGACCUGAAUGGCCGUGGGAGUACUCUGGAGCACCAAUGCGUCAUUGAUGAUGAAAAUCACCAUCUGACUCUACUCCCUCCAACACUGACCUGAACUGAUGGCCUUGAUGCCAGAGUUAAAAGACAGUAAAUAUUAACACGCACAGCAAUAAACACCAUUCCUCACUCUAACCACUAAGAACAAUAAUUUCAAUUAAAAAUUAAUCCCAAAUUGAAUGUCAAAUGAUAAAAAAUAAAGAGUUACUGCAGAAAUUCGUAUAACGGUUUUGAAAAUUAAUUUGUCACGUGGGAAUUUCAUGAUUCAAGUGUUUCAAGGAAACGUCUCUCGAGCAUGAAGGAUUCCAAGCAAUUUUGAAGGAAUUUUCCUCAUGAGCUGGAUAAUUAGACAAGUAAAUGAAAAACUGUAGCAAUGAGGUUACUAAUGAAUCGGGAAGAUUCCCCAGGUCGUCCCUACGACGACGACGCAGUGAUGAGUUACAUCGACGACGAGCUGGAGCUGUCGAAUCGAAGAUCAACGGAAAAUCGUCAAUCACUUCCACUCCUGGAGACAGACAACACCUUCAAUCCACCGCCGACAUACGGUCCAGAAGUAGACGACCUGGUGCCCCCAGGAAAGCCAGGAAUAGACGAGGGUCUUCUUCCCCCACGUCCCUUCACCCCUCAUCCCUCCAACGGCGCAAUACCCCAAGUACCAUUCGACGUCAAUGUCUAUCAGCAGAAGAAAACCCUCGCCCAGGGGAUGAUGGACCUGGCUCUCAUCUCCGCCAAUGCCAAUCAGCUGAGAUACGUCCUGGGCUCGAAGAAUCAUCCGUUCUAUCUAGCCUCCUUGGUGAUGAUUUGCAUGAGUCUUUCACUUCAAAUUGCCGUGGGAAUUGGAUUAAUCUGGAACAGCCGUUACGACGUCAAAGAGGAUGAUCAGGUGAUCAGGGCGAACAGGGCGAAUAAUUGGACUGUAAUCGGUGUUUUUCUCGUAACCAUUCUCAACGUUUUUAUAUCAUCAUUCGGAGUCAUCGAUCCACCGGAUGUCGUCACUAUUUCUCUGAAGAAUGCAAACGAUGAUGACAGCAUCGAACCGCUCAAUAGAAUAGGAUAUCUGAAUCAAUCUAUUUCAUAGUUGUUCAAUCCUUAAAAUAAAAUUGAUUGAUUAAUUAUA